Molecule: messenger RNA, 2315 nt
Organism: Bipolaris sorokiniana ND90Pr
Lineage: Eukaryota; Fungi; Ascomycota; Dothideomycetes; Pleosporales; Pleosporaceae
Exons: 1
Coding region: 116-2008 (630 amino acids)
Source: RefSeq, a predicted model, not a curated record
CCUGCCUCUCGCUUUAUUGAGCUGCUCGUGCCCGCGUGCCCGCCCGACCUCUCUCAUUAUUCUUAAUAUUUCUUCCAGGCAUCCCGCCCCUCGGCUAGAACAGCCUCCAGAAAAAAUGGCGGCUGUGGCGCGCAACUAUCCCCAGGAUGAUGUUCAUCCACUGCUUAGGCAUCCCCGGCCAAUCAAGAGGGAUCCUGCCAAAGCACAUCGCAUGCUCGACUUCAUCGCAGGUUCAGAGGAAGCAUUGAACAGCCUACAACGCGAAAAAUCAGUAACCACACGAUGGCUGGAACGGCCAAUGUACGAGCAACAGCAGACUUCCCAGGUAGCAGAGCAAUCAAGCCAGCCAACGGAAGAACCAGUACCAGAGGCGGUGCAAGUCCAGGAACCAUCCAAACAAGAGCCGGCUCUACACGUUGUGGAUGUUCCCCGAGAGACCCCGACCGAUGACAGCGAUUCUGAUCUCCUGGACAAAUGGACCAACCCGGACAGACCAACGUCGACUCUCAAGGCUGACACAAGUUUGAGAGUGCUACCAGACUUGGAGCCCAUGUCAAAGCUUAAUACGUGUUUUGUCAAACAACGACCACAACCACUCACACGGCCAGUGUCUUACAACUCGCAACAUCUACUUACACCAGAGUGGACCGCUUCACCGACCACCUUUAGCCCCGAAACAUCAGGCUCACGGUAUAUAUCGUCAAGUCUCGACAGUAUGGAAAAACCAAGGAGCAGCAUCUCUUCCCGGGACAGUUACGAGUGCGAGCAAGUACACCCUGCGCUACGAAACCGUCAGCCUAUGCAAGAAACAAAGGACACACAGACGGGGCGUCCCAUCUCAUACCAUCCCCAGAGUUUUACUUCGCUUGACAGUCCACCACUGAAGCAACGCCCACGUCCGACCUCUUUUGCGAACUAUCACCAGCGCGUUCGUUCCGGAACCAAGAUUGCCUCCUCACGAGGUCUACGAAACAACAGCUAUCCCGCAAAUUCUUCAAGGCCGGUAUCUGGCAUUAUCCCCAAGACAGUUGCCGGGGAGAAUAUUGAGAAUGACACCAGUUAUCAAUGCUUCGGAGAUGAUGAAGUUGGCCCUCCUACGCCCAUGAAGUCAACGACAUCAACACUCCCAUCACCAUUAGCAUUCUCAGCAACUCCCGCAAUCCCAGUCCGCAGCCCCUUUGAUUCCUUCGACAACCUCGAACAGAAGCCUAAAGAAGAGAAGCCAAAGCCAGAGAAGAAGAACAAAAACCGCUGGUCCACCAUUCCCCAAGCCUUCAAGAACUUCGGCGCACGACGCCGCGACUCCACCGCCGCCCAACAAGAGCAACCCAAAUUCGCCACCGUUGUCGACGACAUCCGCAGAAUGAAACUCACAGAGGAAAACCUACACACCUACGACUCAGAAUCCACCCGCGCCUCCGUCCUCUCCAAACGCCAAUCCGCCUUCGAUCUCGCCCCCACACCCGCAUACUCUCCCUUAAACGCUUCCACCACCCCAGCUUCUCCUCACCUCGUGCCUCUUCCCGCCCCCUUCGCCCCCUGGACCACAAACGCACCACCCAGUCCCGCAAUGACGACCGCCGACCGCCGCCGCAGCAGCGCCGCUUCACUCUCCCCCAAGCAAAAACCACUCGGUCUCGCAGUCGACAUCCCCCACCAAACCCGACCCUCAUCCAUGCACUCGUACUCUUCGCGUCCUCCCACCACCGCUACCACCUCUACUGCAGAUGUACCCCGUAUCGGCACCCCUGCUUCGCGCCGCAACACACCCGCCAUCGAACGCACCUGCAUCCUCUGUAAGACUGUAAAGUCGAAUGCAGAGUUCGUGACUCGUCGUAUCACGAAGAAUUGCUGGCAUGAACCUGCGACUUGUGUUGAGUGUCUGCAGGGCUGGGUCAUGGAGUGUGCGAGAGGCGCAAGGGGGAUUGAGGGGUGCACGUGUCCCGAGUGUGGGGAGGGCAUGGCGGGAGAGGAUGUUUUUGCUUUUACGGGGAUUGCGACGCCAUGAGUUUGGACAUGGUUUAUUCUUGUAUUUAUAUCCUCUUUUUUAUCAUUCUUUUUCAUUGCUUGAGGAGUUUAAGCAUGGGAAGAGUUCUUCAUUCUUUUUUUAUUUCUUUUGUUUGGGGGGAUGGAGCGGAAUAACGAUAAUGAACUGGAAGGGUGGGAAGGCCAUAUUGCUUGUGUCUUUUUUUUCGAGGCAUUCGUUCUUUUUUUUGUAUUAAUGUAUAAAAUUAGUAGUUUUGAUGUUCUUUUUUUUAGGGGAGUCAUAGGGUGAUAAUACUACUACUUGACGUAUGGAAACAAAUUACAUAACA